Molecule: messenger RNA, 4326 nt
Organism: Ictidomys tridecemlineatus (thirteen-lined ground squirrel)
Lineage: Eukaryota; Metazoa; Chordata; Mammalia; Rodentia; Sciuridae
Gene: Serpini1
Product: serpin family I member 1
Biological process (GO): negative regulation of endopeptidase activity
Molecular function (GO): serine-type endopeptidase inhibitor activity
Source: RefSeq, a predicted model, not a curated record
AGAGCAGCUUCCUACGAGCAGCAAAGCCCCAAGCACACCAAGCAACCAGACCCACGGACUGGGGAGGGAUAGGCUGAACCUGGACUCCCUGCAGGGGCACCUAGAAGGGGCGGCCAACUCCAGGUGUGAGGCCACUGAGUGUGGGGAGAGGGGGCCCGCUGAGAAAGGGAAGAGGCAGAGCUGCUGCACAAGUGCAGGGAGCGGGAAGCUACACCGGCCACCGGCUGCCGCUUCCCGCCGCCUCCAGCAUCGGCAGCAGCAGGAACAGCAGGGGGAGGAGCAACAGCUGCCAAAUUCGCCAACUGGAAGAGGGGGAGGCGGAGCUUGAGUCCCAGUAGAAGCUGAAGCACAGCCUGGACUGUAGUUUCCCGGGAGAGACCAGAGCAGGAACAAGAGCUGAGUGGAGUGCAGUCUUCUGAGCAUCAGCUCCCGCAUCCCGCCAGGGGUUGAAGGUGUGUGGGAGGCUUGAACCUAUUCCAGUAUGGCUUUCCUUGGACUAUUCUCUUUGCUGGUUCUAUAUAGUAUGGUGGUAGGGGCCACUUUCUCUGAAGAUACCAUUGCUGAGUUGUCAGUGAAUAUGUAUAACCAUCUUCGAGUCACUGGGGAAGAUGAAAAUAUUCUCUUCUCUCCAUUGAGUAUUGCUCUUGCCAUGGGAAUGAUGGAACUUGGCGCUCAGGGGUCCACUCUAAAGGAAAUCCGCCAUUCAAUGGGAUAUGACAACCUGAAAAAUGGAGAUGAACUUUCUUUUUUAAAGGAUUUUUCAAACAUGGUAGCUGCUGAAGAGAGCCAAUAUGUGAUGAAAAUUGCCAAUUCCCUCUUUGUGCAAAAUGGAUUUCAUAUCAAUGAUGAGUUUUUGCAAAUGUUGAAAAAAUACUUUAAUGCAGAAGUAAAUCAUGUGGAUUUCAGUCAAAAUGUAGCUGUGGCCAAUCACAUCAAUAAGUGGGUGGAAAAUAACACAAAUAAUCUGCUAAAAGAUUUGGUGUCCCCAAGGGAUUUUGAUGCUGCCACUCAUCUGGCCCUCAUCAAUGCUGUCUAUUUCAAGGGGAACUGGAAGUCACAGUUUAGACCUGAAAAUACUAGAACCUUUUCCUUCACUAAAGAUGAUGAAAGUGAAGUACAGAUUCCAAUGAUGUAUCAACAAGGAGAAUUUUAUUAUGGGGAAUUUAGUGAUGGAUCCAAUGAAGCUGGUGGUAUCUACCAAGUCCUAGAAAUACCAUAUGAGGGAGAUGAGAUAAGCAUGAUGCUGGUACUGUCCAGACAGGAAGUUCCACUGGCCACUCUGGAGCCAUUGGUCAAAGCACAGCUGAUUGAAGAAUGGGCCAACUCUGUGAAGAAGCAAAAAGUGGAAGUAUACCUGCCCAGGUUCACAGUUGAACAGGAAAUUGACUUAAAAGACAUUUUGAAGGGUCUUGGAAUAACUGAAAUUUUCAUCAAAGAUGCAAAUUUGACAGCCCUGUCUGAUAACAAAGAGCUAUUCCUUUCCAAGGCAAUUCACAAGUCUUUCAUAGAGGUUAAUGAAGAAGGCUCAGAAGCUGCCGCUGCCUCAGGAAUGAUUGCAAUUAGUAGGAUGGCGGUGCUGUAUCCUCAAGUUAUUGUGGACCAUCCAUUUUUAUUUCUUAUCAGGAACAGGAGAAAUGGUACAAUCUUAUUCAUGGGACGAGUCAUGCAUCCUGAAACAAUGAACCCAAGUGCACACGAUUUUGAGGAACUUUAAAUGACUUCAUUUGAGUAACAAGGAAAACUGCAACAAAGCACAUUAUGUUUGCAACUUAUCUAUAUUUAGGAUUUGUGUUUUACAGUGUAUCUUAAGAUAAUGUUAAAAAUAGCUCCAGAUAGAAACAGUAUAUGUGAAUUACAGGUCAACCUGUCAAGGAUAUUAUUAGUAUUAAGGUAGUGGUCCUGUUAUGUCAUUGUGUUUGCUAUGCUGUUGUUUAAAAUAAAAGUACAUAUUGAACAUGUAAACAGCUGUUUUUCAUUUUAAAAGUAGCAGUAGUAGUAUACAUAUACCUGUCAGUUAAAUUUGGAAAUAAUGAUAUUUCAGUAGAAAUUGUAGUAUACAGAUACCAAUAUGAGAAUUUGGAAAUAGUUAUGUUUUGGGGCUUCUUAAGUCUUUCAUAAUCAUGCAGAAUCAAAGCACCAAGGUAAAUUAGCAUUGCAGUAUAGAGGGCAGGACAAGGAAAUGCAAGCUGAAUAUCUGUAAGGCUCCAUAACAAAACCUGUUAGAAAAACAUAGGACUAUGCAAACCCUAUAGACAUUACUGGUUUGUGUAUUUACAAUGGUAUGAUGCUUUUUAUCAUUAUUUUAGAGUGUACCCCUUCCAUUUAUUAAAAAUAAAAAGGUUUACUGUAAAACAAUAUGUCAUAUGAUGCCAGCAGUAAUCUCAUACAUUUUGUGCUUACCCAAUCUCUUAACUGCAUCAAGAGGCUACAUCAAGUGAUUGACUGCACCAUCUAGAUUUGUGUAAGUACACUUUCUGAUGUUCACACAAAGAUGAAGUACCUCAGGGCUCAGUUCUCAGAACAUACCCCUGAUGUUAAGUGACAUGACUACACUAGUGAUUUAGAUAUGGUUAACUUAUAGAAAAUUAACUCAGUCCGUGAAGUAUAUUAAAUCAGCACUUCUCAAACAUCAGUGUGUAAUGUAGUCAACUGGGGAUCUUCCUACAAAUGCAGAUUCUCAUUCAGUUAUUGUGGGGUGGGGACUGAUUGCAUACUUCUAACAGAUUCCCAAGUGAAGACUUUACUGUUUUUCACUUCCAUAACAAAACUCUACUUAACAUAAGGUUUCCAUAUUUAAUAUUUUCAUACAUGGAAACAGAAAGAUUACAAUUUCAUAGAGCUUAGAAGUAUUCAGGGAGGGGUGGAGUGGUAAUCUGCAUUAAUAAUGUAAUACGUUUGUCCAAGGAAAGGAAAAAUGGUUUUUACUCUAAAGUGUCUUUUCUAUUACAUGCUAUGAACAAAAGCAAAAUUCCUCUGCAUAUUAGAACACUUGAAAUAUGUUCUUUAAAAAUAUGGAGACAUUUAUAGGUAAUACCCAUGAAAGAAUUUAUGAAUACCCAAGGAUAUAACACUUAACACUGAAUCUUUUACAGCUUAUAUUUUGAGAGGACUUAUAGUAUAUUCAUAAAUCUUCAGUUACUGUAGAAUAGUUGCUCUUGUUUUCAUUUAUAAUUUAUACAGCCUGGCCUUACUGAUGUUGAUUCAGUAUUGGAAUUCUGAGUUUGUAAUAUUCUUCACUACCAUAUUGCUACUUGUUAAUCAUUGUGUACCUUACUGUAUCUGUUCAUCAGUCAACUAAAUGCAUUACCUAUAAAGGAAGAAUAAACAUCAUUAGACACUGUGUAUUUCAUAAAGCCCAAAUGCGGUUUUUUGUUAGCUGGUAUAAGAUUAAGUUCUCCAAUUCAGAAUGUUUGUUUUUAAAUAUUUUAAUACAAUUUAGGUGUCAUUUAAAUGAAAAUAGAUUCUCCCUUGUUUUGAGCUUGCUUAUGGAAUGCAAUAAUAUCUGACAGUACAACGUUUUCCUUUGUCUAUUUUUUUUUAAAUAAUUUGAACAUUGUCCUUUCCCUGGAAAAAGUAGCACUGUAUAGUUCCAUUUCCUUUAAAAGAAAUAAAUUACUACAUAAACAUACACACAGAACAUGCACCAAAGCUUUUUGGUCUUUGAACCAAUUUUUUGGAGGAAAUCAACAAUAAUUAUGUUUUUUACUUUUAUUUAAAACCCUGAUUUUACUUUUUUUUUAAAUCUAUGCAAUAGUGUGGACUGAAUAAUUAUAUAGAGUGUAAUCUAUAAAUCUUUAUACCACCACCAUAAACAAAUAAUGGUUAGCGUCACUUUUAUAGAAAUAUUUAUUUAAGCAUAAGAAAAACAAAGUUGCUUCAUAAAAAUAAAGAAAAUAUGGUAAAGAACAUAUUUCACUCUCAUUAAAUAUGUAUAUUUUACAUAAUUCACUGAUUUACUAUAUAAUCAACUUCUUAAAUGUGUAAUGAUAUCUAUUUUUGUUAAUUGAGUAACUUUUUUCUUUUUUUUUAAGAUAGAAUAGCCUGGGGUAUUUUGCUUAUUGGCCAAACGUAAUUUGAAAUGUAUCUUGGUGAAAUGUGGGUCUUUAUUGUAAUCUUGAGAAAAUAAGAUGGAUGACUAUUUGAAAUACAGAAGAUAGUUGAUGAAAAAUCUGUAACUUUGCCAUCCACACUCUCACAGCCUCCCUACAUCACUGUCCAUUAUGGGGGGGGGAUCUGUUUAAAGACAGGGCACAUGGUUCUUCAGUUGAAUGACUUCAUUUUAAGACCACUGAAAGCAUGGAAUCAAUAAAAAAUAUUCCAACAAGG